AUGAAAGCAAUCAGGCUCUCUGUUUACUCAAGCAAGUGUCGUCUUGAUAAAUUUACAAAUCAACGGCCAUCUUUAAACAAUCCAAAAAAAUUAUUUGAAGAAUUUAAGAAGCGUGGACCUUUUCAUUAUUUACAAUUUUGUUAUUGGAAGUUAGGAGAUUUAAAACAAGCUGUCAAGUCAGCCUUUACUUUUUUAGUGGCCAAUCCUGGUGAUGAAGAUACUUUGAAUAAUUUACAUUUUUAUAUGGAACAGCCUGGAUUUGAGCGGGAAAUGCUCAUUGAUGAGUGGCAAUAUCGUCAUGAGGUAUAG
Molecule: messenger RNA, 309 nt
Organism: Meloidogyne enterolobii
Lineage: Eukaryota; Metazoa; Nematoda; Chromadorea; Rhabditida; Meloidogynidae
Source: the annotation of a GenBank genome assembly